Paramisgurnus dabryanus is the source of this 1781-nucleotide messenger RNA. The record is from RefSeq and is a predicted model, not a curated record. Lineage: Eukaryota; Metazoa; Chordata; Actinopteri; Cypriniformes; Cobitidae.
CAUACCCAUGUAUUGGGUGAUACACAAAAGGCUUUUAAUUAAAUGUUAUAUUUUGCUUGUGAAUAGGUUGACAACAGUAUUAGCCGAAUAAUUACGUUGCUAAUGCUAAUCAUAUGCCUAUCUCUCUUUACCUAUUGAAAGAGACCUGCCAAGGUAUUAAGUUAUAAUGUUUAGUUAUUCAUUCAUAUGAUUAUAUAAAGUUCUGUUGACUUAAAUGUGUACACAUUCAUGAUAUUCAGAUUUACCUUUCUUAUCUUUUAACACCUUGUGAUAUUGAAUCCCUCCCUGUGAAGUAAAGUAUAAAAGAUAGGACUCCUCAUUGACUCUCACACAAUCUACACUGAAGUCCUGAAAGUGAAGAUUUGACAAAAGAUUCAUCAUGGCAGUCAUGAGAGCUCUUGUGCUUCUUUUCUUGGUCUUUUCUGUUGAGAAUGCAGCAGCUCAGGGGAAAUGCCCAAAUGAAUGGACACCUUUUGAUGGGCAAUGCUACAAAUUCUUCUCUCGGUCAGUUAACUGGGCCACAGCUGAGAAACACUGUCAAUCUGUUGGUGCAAAUCUUGCAUCUGUGCGCAAUAUAGUUGAAAGCAAGUUUCUCCUGAGUCUUGUUCCUGCUGACACAAAAACUUGGAUUGGUGGCCAUGAUGCUGCAGUGGAGGAAAAAUGGCUGUGGGCUGAUGGAUCUCUUUUUGACUUUACCAACUGGUGCCCUGGACAACCGGACAAUAAAGGUGGUAACGAGCACUGCCUGGAAAUAAACUACAGAAAUGAACUUUGCUGGAACGAUCAGCCCUGUUCACUCACAUUAAGCUACAUUUGUGCCAAACCAAUGGAGGGGCUUAACAACUGCAGUUUUAAGGGACUUAAAGACUCUGUAACUCCUUGCCACACCGUCGAAGACACACCCACUCUUAUGGAGAUUAACCCCCUUAAGCACAGAAGACCCCCCCUGCUGGUGACAACAUGUGAGCCCACAGGUUAUUUCUUUGAAUUCCACUUUGAGGAUUUCACCAGAACAUUGUUUAAACCGGAGUUUAAACUCAUCAUAGUUCAAGCGCAUAAGCCUUUCAUUGUGGCGAAACUGAACAAACUGAACAAACUCACAGAUAAACUUGUGGACAAAGACUGUGAACAAGUUGUCAACAAUGUUGUGGAUUCUUGGAGGCAUUCUGAAAGGGAAGAUUUGACAAAAAGAUUCAUCAUGAGAGCUCUUGUGCUUCUUUUCUUGGUCUUUUCUGUUGAGAGUGCACCAGCUGAAGAGAAAUGCUCUUAUGGAUGGACACCUUUUGGUGUUCAAUGCUACAAAUUCUUCUCUAAGUCAGUUGACUGGAUCACAGCUGAGAAAAACUGUCAAUCUGUUGAUGCAAAUCUUGCAUCUGUGCGCAAUAAAGUGGAAUACAACUUUCUCCUAAGUCUUGCACCUUCUGGCACACGUGCUUGGAUUGGUGGCCAUGAUGGUGAAGUGGAUGGACAAUGGCUGUGGUCUGAUGGAUCUCAAUUUGACUUUACCAACUGGUGCUCUGGAGAACCUAACAAUUAUAUUGGUAAACCUGAGAACUGCUUGGAGAUGAACAAAGGCAAUAAUGGCUGCUGGAAUGAUGUACCCUGUUCAUUCCUAAUGAGCUACAUAUGUGCCAAACCUCUGAGAUCAUAAAAAAUCCAUAUGUUUCAAAAAUGAUUGUACUACAUGUCUAUAAUUUUUUUAUCUUAUCUUAAAAUCUCUAAAAUAUCUCUGAAAUCAUCUUUAAAAAUUACUUAAUCUUUCUGAAAACUUCUCAAAUCAA